Messenger RNA from Scleropages formosus (Asian bonytongue), 1760 nucleotides. It is a transcript of the gene myod1, whose product is annotated as myogenic differentiation 1. Gene Ontology annotation, molecular function: protein dimerization activity; DNA-binding transcription factor activity, RNA polymerase II-specific; RNA polymerase II cis-regulatory region sequence-specific DNA binding. The transcript is spliced from 3 exons. Gene Ontology annotation, biological process: positive regulation of myoblast differentiation; muscle organ development; regulation of transcription by RNA polymerase II. Lineage: Eukaryota; Metazoa; Chordata; Actinopteri; Osteoglossiformes; Osteoglossidae. Bases 440 to 1267 code for a protein of 275 amino acids. The record is from RefSeq and is a predicted model, not a curated record.
CUGACCACCGCUCCCAGUGGCGGGAAAGCCCCUCCUUCAGAAGGAACCUCGCUCCGGACAGGCCGCUGAUUGGUCGAGCUGGGCAGCUGGUGGGCGGGGCGGACACGCCCACAGUGUAGAACCCACAUAUAUAUAGUGGCCAAAUCUGCUUCACUGCUGAUAGGUGCCCAAAGGGUGCUUCCACCUGAGGACUUGCUUAGACAUUCGAGUUUUUUUCCUUCCUUCCUUCCUUCCUUUUUUUUUUUUUUUUUUUUUUAUUUUUGUUUGUUUUUUUUUUUCUCCUGUUGCCAACCUGUUGUCUUUCAGUUGACUUUCAACCCGGUCAGACUCGUAGUUCUGAGGAUUUUUGUGAUUCCUUCUGGAAGCUUGAGCAGCUCCCUUCCCCAAACGUUACACACCAAAUACCGCAGUGUCGGCCUGCAGCAAGAAGCAGAGUGCCAUGGAGCUGUCGGAUAUUUCCUUCCCCAUCACUUCUGCAGAUGACUUCUAUGACGAUCCUUGCUUCAACACGACCGACAUGCACUUCUUCGAGGACCUGGACCCCCGGCUGGUGCACGUGGGCCUGCUGAAGCCCGAUGAGCACCACCAUCACCACGGCAGCAACAGCAACGAGGACGAGCACAUCCGAGCUCCCAGCGGACAUCAUCAGGCCGGCAGGUGUCUGCUGUGGGCCUGCAAGGCGUGCAAGAGGAAGACGACCAACGCGGACCGCAGGAAGGCAGCCACUAUGCGCGAGAGGAGGCGCCUCAGCAAAGUCAACGACGCCUUCGAGACCCUCAAGAGGUGUACGUCCACGAACCCCAACCAGAGGCUGCCCAAGGUGGAGAUCCUGAGAAACGCCAUCAGCUACAUCGAGUCACUGCAGUCGCUGCUCAGGGGGCAGGAGGAGAACUACUACCCCGUCCUAGAGCAGUACAGCGGAGACUCGGAUGCUUCCAGCCCCAGGUCUAACUGCUCGGAUGGCAUGAUGGAUUUCAACGGCCCAACGUGUCCAACGAGGACACGGGAUGGCUAUGACAGUGCCUACUUCACCGAAACGUCCAACGAUUCCAAGAGUAACAAAAGUGCUGUCAUUUCCAGCUUGGACUGUCUGUCCAGCAUCGUGGAGCGCAUUUCCACAGAGGUGUCCUCCUGUCCCCCCCCACCAGCACCCGACGGUUCUGAGGGCAGUCCUUGUCCCCCCCCAACAGACAGCGGAGCCACGGUCCCGUCCCCCACCUGCCCCCCGGCACCCCAUGACCCAAACCCAGUCUACCAGGUCCUAUGAAGAAGGGGGAGGGGGGCAUUAUGAUUAAUAUACAUUCUUCAACAUGACUGAAUCCAUUUUUAAAAAGGAGAGGAGAAAGCGAUGGACUGAGUUACCAUGUGGAGCUGAUGAAGAGGAGGAUCAGCCAAGUUUUCAUUCUGUUCCACUAAUAGAAAGGAGGGUGUCCAGUUCCUUAAAGGAGACGUGUCCCCGAGCUUAUUUUUACACCGUGACACUGUACAUUAUACACGUGUGUAUGUGUAUAUAUACACACACAUAAACAUACAUUAUCCACAUUGUACAUAUACGUGUGUAUGUAGUCAUGACACAAUGCUAAAUUGCAUCCAGUAUUAUAGUGGAAUGUAGUUCCACCCACAAGGACAUUUGGACAAGGACUUCUCCCUCUCAUCUCCUUCAUGCAGUUUUGUGCUGAAAAUCAGAACAAGUGAAUAUGGAAAUGAGGACCAUUUUUGUACAUUUGUAAUUAAUUUUUUUUUUUUUUUUUUUUUGCUUU